Molecule: messenger RNA, 2872 nt
Organism: Cyclopterus lumpus (lumpfish)
Lineage: Eukaryota; Metazoa; Chordata; Actinopteri; Perciformes; Cyclopteridae
Product: homeobox protein Dlx3b-like
Exons: 3
Coding region: 183-1187 (334 amino acids)
Biological process (GO): epithelial cell differentiation; regulation of transcription by RNA polymerase II; embryo development
Molecular function (GO): DNA-binding transcription factor activity, RNA polymerase II-specific; RNA polymerase II cis-regulatory region sequence-specific DNA binding
Source: RefSeq, a predicted model, not a curated record
UCGGCGCGCCCUGUAAUUAGGAGCUCUAGUUGGGUUGGGCGCUGCCACGGUGGACAGCCCGGGCUGCUGCAGUCGAGGGACUUUGGGAGACGCCAGCUCCGGACUGAGAAGGUCUCUAGGUGCUCCCCGUUAAGAGAGCGACACCUCACGCGCAUUAAUAUAAAAAACUAAAUCCAAAAGAAAUGAACGGGCAGUCCUCACCUGUCUUCGAGGAGAAGAAGCCGUGCCUCCCCAUCAUGUCUGGGAGCUCCAUCUCGGCCACCAAGGAUUCCCCGACCCUGCCGGAGUCCUCCUCCACGGACAUGGGCUUCUACAGCGGGCAGAGCGGGCUCCACGGCGCGCAGGAGUUCUACCCGGCGCCGCACCAGCAGCACCAGUACCACGAGCAGCAGCAGUCGUACCCGGCGCAACACGUGAACCCGUACGCGUACCACCACCACUACAACUUGCACGGGGUGGCUGCUGGCGGCGCGUACCCGGUGGCCAAGGCGGAGUACCCGUACCUCCACUCGGCGUACAGGGAGCACGGCGCGUUCAGUCGGGAGGCGCAGGCGGCGCUGCAGGACGUGAAAGAGGAACCCGACGUGGAGGUGCGGAUGGUCAACGGGAAGCCCAAGAAGGUGCGUAAGCCCCGGACCAUCUACUCCAGCUACCAGCUGGCGGUUCUGCAGAGGAGGUUCCAGACGGCUCAGUACCUGGCCCUGCCGGAGCGGGCCGAGCUGGCCGCUCAGCUGGGCCUCACACAGACGCAGGUCAAAAUCUGGUUCCAGAACCGUCGCUCCAAGUUCAAGAAGCUCUACAAGAACGGAGAGUUUCCGCUCGUGGAAAUUCCUCUCGAGCACAGUCCGAAUGCCAGCGAUUCCAUGGCCUGCAACUCUCCUCCAUCCCCAGCUGUAUGGGAAAACAGCAACGGUAACAACAACAACAACAACAACAACAACAACAACGCUGACGGCAGCAACAACAACACAAGCAGCGGCAUCAAGAGUAAUGCACUGGUGGAUGCCGCCGCCAGAGGGCAGGGUCCCUGUCAGCCUCCUGUGGAUCCCUCGCCCGCCUGCAUGGGGGACUACACGCAUCAGAACUGGUACCACCAGCAGGGUGCACAUUUAGGCCUGGAGCAGACGGGCCCGGCUAACCACACACCACCAACGGCAACAGCACAGAGUCUGGGAGCCGUCUACUGAUGCUGAAACGCUCCAAACACCUGCAGGGUUUUCUUUUAGAGGAGGGGUGGUCUUUGGAAAUAGAAACACCUGACAGUGAUCAUCCGACACGAGUCAUGACUGUAAAAACAGGCCCACAUGUCGUCACACAGACUUUUCUACAAUAAAUGUGGAUCGGCCUCGGUUGCCCUGUUCAGCUUUGACGUUUAUGAACUCCUGGAGAUAAACGGGUGAGCUGAGACUGAUUUUCUUAUUUGGAAUCACUGAUAGUACAACAUUUAUAUUUUAAUUAUGACCAUAUUUAUUCCAAAAAAGGCUUCAGUCAUACCUCUGACAAAGCCUUUUCCCUCUCAAGCGGAAUACUACUGACAUGUUCCUGGCUUUGCAGUAAAUUGAAGCCCACCAAACCAGCACGCCGAACUUUAACACAUGUUGGGCUUUACAUGGACAGAGCUGAUAACCUUUUAAAAUAUGACAUUAAUAUCAGCCAAACGCAGGAGACACUGAAAUGAUCCACAAGAGGGUAUUAGAGUCAAUUUAGAAACCACAUUUUUCCACGAGGAAUAAAGUCGUGAGAAUAAAUUCACGAAUAAAACAACGUAGGUCCGAAAGAGUGCCGCAAUUAGGACAAAAAAGAAGAUGAAGAAGAAGAAACGAAUCAGCACUUUUGCUUCGGUUCCCUCGCCUGGAAGUUUGAAUGUCUUUGGUUAAAUGCCUGAAAUAAGGUCUGUGGUCAACACAAGCUAAGGAGACUUUCAACCCAUUGUCCUACGACAUGAAACAUGUGCUAACCCUCUCGUGAGUCUGCAUCAUAAACAAUUGUUUGCUACAGAGCUUAUUUUCUGCAAUAAUCCCACUUGUUUUUUGUUGAGGGAACCACUGCGAUGCUAACUUCCUGGUCGGCCCACAAAAAUACGUUAUAUCCCUGCAGCGAUUUUUAGAUAACAAGAAGUGGAUGAUUUACUUCCGUAGCUACGGAACAUUUUACAAAACAAUGUUUGUGUCCAUUUCUUUUUUUGUCAACGGAGUUUUAGUUCUUAUAAAACCUGCCUGUAGCAGAUCAAAACAAUGCAAAGCCUUUUGUGGCUCGAGAGGGAGCUGUGUGAAGUCUGUGGAAUUGCCUCCAGUGACGUCACUUGAGUCGGUCGGGUCUACACGUUUGAAAAUUAAACAAAUCUGGGGGUGUUAUCUGACCAGACCUCUGUAGCCCGCUCCUCAUCUCUGCUGGAAGCAACUACACACCCGAUUCUGCGACCAAGCUUUUUUGGGUAAUGUAGGCACCAGGGUUUUGACAAGGAAGAGUAAUGUGUGGAAUUAAAAAGACAAUAUCUGUGGUUCUGCUGUAUCGAGAUUGUUCGAGAUAUCUAGACUUUUAUCCUUUUUUAGUAAGAGCCAAGCUCUGAAAAUGCUGCAUCUCACAACUCCCAUAAUGCAACCUGAUGCAGCAUCUUUCAUUAAACCCUCCUCCUUGGCUUGAUAAACGCCCACAUCCUUCAAACUCCAUGUGUCCUUUGCAACGCAGGCUCUCUGUUUUGAAUUUGAAAUCUACCAACCCUAAACCAAAGUAACCCUGGUGACAUCCGCAUGACGUCAUCUGGGUCAGGACAAAGCUUCCCAGAGCCACAGAAGCCAUUCUACACCGGUGUUCACCUGCUGAGCACAAGUACACGGGUUGUCACGGUAAAACGACCCAAAGCGACAGCAAG